Blepharisma stoltei is the source of this 261-nucleotide messenger RNA. The record is from the annotation of a GenBank genome assembly. Lineage: Eukaryota; Ciliophora; Heterotrichea; Heterotrichida; Blepharismidae.
AUGAUAAAUGGGAGACAUUAUUCUCGUCGACGAAUUUUUAUAGUGAGUAGUUUUGAUAUGAAACUUAUGGAAAGCGAUACGCUGGCUUGGCGAGUUAAGUCAGUCCCAAGCUUUCCUAGAAGAAAAAUGAGGAAAAUAGGCAGGAAUUCUUUGAUUUCUGUAAAGGCACCUCACACACUGCUUAAAAAGCAAAGAAUAAUACGGAAAAUUCUAUUAUUUAACCAUGCAUAUUAUUUUGCUCUGGUUGAGUUAUUAAUUUAG